Molecule: messenger RNA, 2469 nt
Organism: Salmo salar (Atlantic salmon)
Lineage: Eukaryota; Metazoa; Chordata; Actinopteri; Salmoniformes; Salmonidae
Source: RefSeq, a predicted model, not a curated record
GAAGCUGUGGUGACUCCAAUGAGACUUGCAGCUAGUCAGCCAGCCACCCCACCAUCCCUACCGCUGACUCCUGAGGAGCUGACCACUCCCCCUGCUGUCAGUGUCCCUCUCUACAGAUUGACAGCAUCGAUGCCUACCGUACCCAGAAGCAGAGCACCAAGCCAGCUAUUCAGAGUGUAACCCCAGGGUUGCAGAGGCGUGCGGCUGAGAAGUCCCGCCCCCAGCAAACUGUCAACACCAAGGACAGGAUCAUGGUUCUGAAUGAGGAGGCUGCCAAGCUGCAGACGGUCAUCAAUCAGACUUUGCAGGCCCUGAGCUGCUGCACUGAUGAGGACCACGGCAGGGGUUCCCUAGAGGAGGCCGAGGCUGAGAAACUACUGCUCGUCUCAUGUGAGAAGCGGGCGGCCAUGCUGGCUGAGGUGUCCAGACUGAGGGAGAGGGGGGUCUCAGGGGAGUUAGAGGAUGCUGAGGGGGACUCCAGCAUGUCCCAGCAGCCCUGCAGGGGCACCGUCAGCAUCAACAGUGUCCAGCUACCUCUCAAGGUGGAGUUUGUCUGCUCAGCCCGCACACAAACAGGUCGUCCAACUCACUAUUUCUUUGUCCUGAUUCGCUAUGGACCCUGCAACAUUGUUGCGACCCCGUUGGCCACUGCAGCGGACGCCCAGAAUGGAGAUACCAUCUCCUUCCCCACCUCGAUCACCCUGGAGGACAUUCACUCCAACUUUGAGAUUGAUGUGGAGGUCUACAGCCUGUCCCACACCUCAGGGAACACCUGUGAUGUGGAUCUCCGCAGCUCCUCCAGAUCAAGGAUCACCCCAAGGAAGCUUCUAAGCACCAUAAAGAGAUCCAACCACAGUGUGACAUCUUCUACCAUGCCAGCCCUGAACACCCGGCGCACCAGCCACUUCGCUCUGGUUGGUUCUCACAAGAUCUCCCUGGCCUCCCUGGGCCAGAGCAAGUUCCCCCUGGACAAGAUAAAGUUUGAAGGCAAAAUCAGGAGACUCCUGGGAGAUGAGUUUCAGGAAAAGGUGCCCUUCCUAUCUCCACUAGAGGGAAACAUCUACCUGCGAUUAGACAGCGCGAGCCACUCUAACGUCCAACACCAGGGCAUCCUUACAAUGUUUGAGGUGGUGAAGGGAUUUGGAGCUUGGCAUCGACGCUUCUUUGUCCUGGAGGGAAACCACAUGUCCUAUUGGAACCACCCCAGUGACCAGGGCAGCAAGGCAGCAGAAGGCAGCAUCUCUUUGUUUAGUUCCUCUAGUCAAAGUGUGAAGCCAGUGAAGAGGGACUCCUGUGCUCGCGCUUAUACUUUUGAUCUGGUCAGUGGCAUCCAGACUGCACAACAGGAUGACCAGCGUGCUCUGGCCAAGUGCUGGUUCUCAGCAGAUACGCGGGAGGAUCGAGGGGACUGGAUGGAGAAGCUGAACCAGGUUCUCCUGGACCUGCAUACCUGGACUCACCGAGCCCUGAACCAUGCUGGAGCACAGCCCAACACUCGGGCCAGCAGUGGGAACAUAAGGGAGAGCAGUCUGUAACACACUAUUAUAUAAUGCUAUGCUAUAUCUUUAUAUAGCUCUCUCUCUAUAUCUUUAUAUAUAUCUUUAUGGAUUCUUAUAAUUACCAUUGGGAGGUUAUUUUAUACGUGGUGAUAUUUUUGCCUUAGAUUUGUCACUUUGAAUAGCUCUUUGAAAUAGAGCUCCAUCUUGUGGUCUAUUAGCAUUAUAUACUAUUUAACUGAGCUUGAAGUGGAUAAUUAACUACAUCCAUAUAAUCUAGAAACACUACUGAAUAAGUAUCAAAGCUAGUGCAGAAGAGCCCUAACACUAAACGGAUGAUUAGUCCAAUAGUGUAGUUAUAAUUCUGAUAAGCCAAACACUACAAAGCAUGACAUGGCUACUGGACAACAUUAUUUCAGUACUACAGCAUUGCUGUAAUACCCUCUAAAGUGUGGAAAUAUGUCUCUCAGAAAUAAUAUAGUCUACCUAAAAGAUAUAAAUACCUAAUCUAAAAACUCAUUAAUUUAGUGAUUUAAGUAGAAUUGCAGUGCAAGUUGAGUUAUAGUAUUGUACUUGACAACCUGCUUCGAGGUUGAAAAUACUGACCGUUUAUGAGUUCCUUCAUUCAAAAUCUAGUGCUGUGUUAUGCAUAACACAACAGGGGUCAGACCACAAAGAUGGCAGCUACCCAGGCAAGGCAAAGGAGAGUAUAGAAUGAUGUACGUCCGAAGGAGAUGUUCAGUAUAAUGUUAGUGCCUCAUCUGAUGAUAAAUCCCAGUAGGACCCUAAAGGGACAUGAUGAAUGUAGCUGCUGUCUGUAGACUCUGUAGUUAACCUAUUCCCCUUCCCCUUGAUGUAUUUGCUGUCAAUCUGUCAUUCUCUUUUUGUAUGUGGAUGUAAUCAGCUACCUGUCAACAUUCUUAUAUGCAGUUGAUUUGAUGAAGUAAAUAAUAAAAAUGUCUCUAAUAGUGUA